Nezara viridula (southern green stink bug) is the source of this 534-nucleotide messenger RNA. The record is from the annotation of a GenBank genome assembly. NCBI's taxonomy places the organism in Eukaryota, Metazoa, Arthropoda, Insecta, Hemiptera, Pentatomidae.
AUGUCGCUGGCUGAAUACAUUACAGAUCCGAUACCCCGACCUGCGACCGUUACCCGACAAAGACCCCCGCCUGGGAGACCCCAUUAUCCGCGAAGAGGCCUACAAAGAGACGACACGGAGACUCCACGAUGUCUGCGAACCCCUCUGCCUCUCAUUACUGCCGCACCGACGUUUCGUAAGCGUUGUGGUACAUAUCUUCUCGAUCCGACCACCCAGGUUAGCACUCAUUACACUCCCUUAGCAAGCAGACAGAACGGAAUGCAUGGAAUCUCCCCUCCACCCCUCUCCCUUGAAGCUGGCACAGAUAGAUAAUUACAGUAAUGUUACUCCCACUGCCCUUCGCCGGCUCACUUACACGUCCAAUUACAAUCAAAUGCAUCCAAUCUCAUGCGUAUCCUUUCCUGUUAGCGUUCAUCGCUCUAUUUGCAGAACCAAUCAGUUCCGAAAUUAGGAUCAGCGGAGUUCGAUUUGUUUUUAGUCUUCAUUUUGUUGUGUAUGUACGUAAUCUAAUGGACAUCAUUAUUUCCAAGUCAU